Betta splendens (Siamese fighting fish) is the source of this 4426-nucleotide messenger RNA. Its product is annotated as zinc finger protein 271-like. The transcript is spliced from 5 exons. The coding region runs from base 789 to 2852 and encodes 687 amino acids. Gene Ontology annotation, biological process: regulation of transcription by RNA polymerase II. Gene Ontology annotation, molecular function: DNA-binding transcription factor activity; RNA polymerase II cis-regulatory region sequence-specific DNA binding. Lineage: Eukaryota; Metazoa; Chordata; Actinopteri; Anabantiformes; Osphronemidae. The record is from RefSeq and is a predicted model, not a curated record.
GUUCUUUCACGCUUAUGCUGUGGAUCCGCGUGGCCUGGAAAAUGGUUCCGUAUUUAAAUUUUAGUUCUACAUUGUAAUGCCUUGUGUCUUUCCAUAGCAGUCUUUUGCAUGCAUUGCAGCCGUAGUGACUGCACGGUCCUCCCGAUCCACUUCCGGUGUUCACGCCAUACGUGUCCUGACUGCCGUGUUCCUGUUCAUUUGGUUCCCCUCUUUCUGUUCCUCGUGUGUCCUCAGUUGUGUUCCCCGCGUCUGUGUCCGUGUGCUCUCUCGUGCGUGUUCUUCCCUACGUUUACCCACCUUCGGGAGCCGCAGAUACUUUCUUGCUGUGUUUUCUUUUCAGUGGAAACCAAGUCCAAAUGUCUCUUUUGGGUGUUUAAUUCAAAUUUUGAAAACAUUAGAUGGCAAACUCACAAAAUAGAGACAUGCGUGUUUGUAUUAGAUUGUAAUUACUCUUGAAGAGUAUUUACAUUUCCAUAUGCCCCGACAUUCCAGAGAACAUGAGCCAUGUAUUGUACAGUAUGUGCUCCACUUCCUGGAAAUCCUAAUCUUUCACUUGGGGGAUGAGGAUCUCAAAUGCGGCUGAGCGGAGCCACCAAGAGUUUUACCAAGAGCAUCUCGUGUCUUGGGUAAACAGCGCCUCUUGGUGGACGCUGAACAUCUGUACACUGUGCACUCUGUCGCCAACCCGGCCACCGUAGCAACAACAACUAGCGUUAGCCGAGAUUUAAUCGUAUCUCUUCGGCUUUAACGCGUAUCUGUGAGGUGUCGGCUCUGAAUUUCAAUCCGCGAUGUGCUCCGUGGUCGGAUGCGCUUCAUGGCGCCGCGCUGCGCGUCGGUUCAAGUUGCCGGAGGAUCCCGAGAGGAGGCUGGAGUGGGUCCAGUUUCUGGCUGCGGUCAACAAGCAGCGGUUUAAAGAGUCGUCCUGGACUGACAUCACCAUUUGUAGCGAGCACUUUGAGGACGACUGCUUCGAAAAACAGGAGCCGCAUUUGGGUUUGACUGACAAGCUCCAGCUGAAAGCCAGCGCUGUCCCAAUUGCGUGCGUCCGACAAGAAGCACAUCUGGAGAGAGACACAUCUGGGGAGCCUGUGGAAAACAGUGGACUGGUUUUUCAGCAUGAUCAACUAAAAUCAGAUAUCCAAGGACAGUCAGCCCCAAAAGAAACAUUGUGUUCAGUCGAGGAAGAAAUAUCAUCAGGAGUAAAGAUGAAACCAAAAAACGUAAACAAUGACCUGACUAAAGAAAAUAUUUCACUUAAAAUGCAUUUUAGAGCUAAGCUGCUAAAGAUGAAGGGGAAGUACGUUGUGAAUGAAAAACGCCUCCUGCAGCUGUUCAGUAGCCGGUGCCCAUGGUGCGGAGGUAAACUUCAGCUGGAGAGGGUCGUCUGUGGAGUCCUUCUCACCGUGAACCAGCAGUGCCUCCAGUGCGAGUACAGGAAUCAGUGGAAAAGCCAAGCCGAUACCAGCGUCACAGCAGUGGAAGAGCAGUUCAUGACAGGAGCCAUAGAAAUAAUGUCAGAGGCACCUCUAGUGGACGCCAGCGGUACUGCAGCUGCUUCUGAGGUUGUUGCCAUUAUUGAUGAGGAGAGUGUUGCCAUGGACGAAGCAGAGGACACGGCUGAUCAGGGUGACACGGACUCAGAGGACGAAUGGAUGGCGGUGAAUGAGUCGUAUUCAGCUAGACUGCUCCAAGCAGAGCCUGGCGAGGAAACGGAUGAUGAAGGCAAAGAGGAAUAUGAACGAUAUCCCUCGCAUACUCCCAGAUACACAAAAUACAGUCAGCUCUGCACAGAGUGUGGGAUGUUUUAUGGCAGACGGUGGCCUCAUACAUGCGAGCACAAGACUAAACCCUUUUCCUGUAAUAUUUGUGGCAAGAGGUGUGUCAGCGAAAUCGCUCUAAACAAUCACAACAGGAUUCACGACGAAAACUAUGAGCAUCGGUGCAAAUACUGCAACGUUACGUUCAAAACAAAGGUGGACAAGGUCACUCAUGAGCAGAUUCACGUAAUUGAUGGAAAACCCUACAAGUGUUCAGACUGUUCAGAGACGUUUGCCACCAACAAAGAACGCAAAGUCCACAUGGAACAUCACAGAGGCCCCAAACAGCUAACAUGUCACAUCUGUGGAAUUGAUUUUCUGUGGCCCCUCUCUCUGCAAAGGCACUUAGCUGUGCACACAGGAGAGAAGCCAUAUACAUGUUCAGUAUGCCAGCGUGGCUUUAACCAGGCGGGCCACCUGAAGUCACACAUGCGCCUGCACACGGGAGAGAGACCCUACAAGUGUCAGCACUGUGACAAGUGCUUCAAUCACAACGUGAGCUUGAAGAGUCACGUCCAACGCUACCACUCAUCAAAAUCUGGACAUGAACAAAAAAAGCCAGAUCAAAGGGCAAGUCACAGCUGUGACACGCUGGAAGAUGGGGACAGGAGAGCUACACACUCUGAGCCUGACAAUGGAGAUGAAGAACUGGAUACAGAGGAGGAGGAGGAGAGGAUGUACAAGCUAAAAAAGAAAAAGAGAAGUACAGGGAGACCCAUAGGAAGACCAAAGAACUUUGCAUCUAAUAAUGUAGUUCUUGCAGUUCAAACAGCGGGAACUGGAACAAACAGUAAAAAUAAAAAACUACAAAUGCAGAGGACAAAGAAUAAACAACGCAGUAAUGAAGAAAAUGAGGAGGAGCUCAGUGACGGCAACAAAACCUCUAGAUCAGCACAGGAGGAGGAGAACACAGCGAAACCAUUGGAACGUUUGGACAGUGACACAGGUUUUGGUCCGGAAGACACAAAGAAAACAAAAUGCAGCAACCAGAACAGUGGUAAAAUCACAGGGAAGCGUAGUGGAAGAAGAAUAUGAUGGUGUAAAGGCUAUAGAAUGAAUCUAUGGGAGGAAUGCAGCAGCAUUGUAGCACAGAUGCUUAAUAAAGCUGGACUGAUCUCUAGAAAAUUGCUUAUUGUGACAAACUCCCAGGCAAAGGUUUGUUAUUGUUUGUCACUGUGUAGUGAAUAUGGUCCUACAUUAAAAUAUUGAAAUGUUCUCUAGUGUCAGAUCAUAGAAGUGCUGGCGUUAUGCUCCUCUGGUGUUUUUUGUUGUAAAUCUGCACUUGAUAAUAGAUAGAAAAUUAUCCACGAAUACAGUAACUUGAGUAAUUCAAUAAACGUAUUACAGUAACGUUGACCUAUUCUUGCCGAACGGGAUACGCCUGAUAUCAAACCCAACAACCCCGUCAUGAAACCCCGCCCACUCCGUGUCUGUCAUUGCCGUUGCAGAAUUCGCUCGUUUUUGUUUUGCACGUGUUUAAAUUGGCGAAGAUUUGGUUUAAGCGGUGGACUGAUGUACCUAAAACUAGACACUCGUUGUGUCAGACGCUUCUGGAGCAACUGAACUUAGUAUCUCACUCACCGGGAGCGGACGAACAUGGCAGCAAAGUCCCCCCAUAAAAAGUGCUCCGUUCUCGGGUGUUGUAAAUCACACCAAAAUCUAUUCAAUCUCCCAAGGGAUCAACACGUGCGGGCUGUGUGGGUUACCUUUAUUUUACACGGACCCGUGCCGGCAACGCUGCCCCAGCAUUUGUACGUAUGUGCGCUGCACUUCACCUCGGACUGCUUCGAGAACGAGGGCGCGUACACUGCUGGGUUUGUUUCACGGCUCCUGUUGAAGAAAGGCUCUAUUCCCACAGUCCGUCAUCCCCUCGCUGCAGUAAGCACAUGCUCGAUACGUAUGAUGUCUUAAUAUUCAAGUUUGUCUGUUUAAAAUGUAGUAACCCACGUGUGUGAGGCGAGCUACUAGCUAGUGGCAUGCUAGCGGCUACAGCCCGUUGUGCCGUUGAAAUGUGCUGCUGUGGGUUCGGGAUCAUUGUUGUGUUACACUACCGGACCAGCUGGCCAUUGUCGACGCUCUCUUCUAAUGUAUUCAAAUAGGCGUGAGUCCUGCAGUGGGCCUUCUUCUUCUGUGGUGGAUGGCAUCUCAAUGUCGCGCUAAUGCCCCUACCGUGUGCCCCUUAUAUGUAAAAAGUCUGACUGUUUUAUCUAUAUGUAUGUAGUAGACUCAGUGAGUGUGAUUUAAAACCCAAUACGGUCCUGUUUCAGUGAUUAUAGUUUGGUUUAGCACAGGCUAAAUGUUAGCUAUACUGGUAUACAGCUAUUAAAGCGACUAGGACAUAGCAUCAAAAUGAAAGCAACAGCAUUAGGAUGGUUUAAAUCCUACUUGUUGUACAGAUUCCAGUUUGUUCAUGUAAAUGACACAUCCUCCACAUGUGCACGGAUUAGCUUUAGAGUAGCACAGGAUUCUGUGCUUGGUCCAAUACUGUUCAGUUUAUACAUGUCUCCUCUGGGUGACAUUAUUAGGAAGCAUUCUACAACUUACAACUGCUACGCAGGUGACACUCAGCUAUACAUGUCUUUGGAACCAAAUAAAAAUCAAAAGUCUAA